Nyctereutes procyonoides (raccoon dog) is the source of this 3165-nucleotide messenger RNA. RefSeq names its product collagen alpha-1(I) chain-like. The transcript is spliced from 15 exons. NCBI's taxonomy places the organism in Eukaryota, Metazoa, Chordata, Mammalia, Carnivora, Canidae. Bases 1 to 3165 code for a protein of 1054 amino acids. The record is from RefSeq and is a predicted model, not a curated record.
AUGGGCCCGGGGGCGGGGCUGGAGCUCCGGGGGCGGAGCUAUGUGCUCCAUGGGCGGGGCUAUGGGCCCGGGGGCGGGGCUAUGGGCCCGGGGGCGGGGCGGGGGCUCCGCGGGCGGAGCUAUGGGCCCGGGGGCGGGGCUGGGGCUCCGACCACGUGCAGCUCUGGGAGGCAGGACGCACUGGGCGCCGGGAAACCUGUGGGGGCCCUGGGAGCAGCGGGAGCUCGGGUCCCUGCGGCCACGCCAGCAGCACCCCUGCCCGGAGUCAGCACAGAGGGGACGGGGGGGCUGCCCCCCGACUCCCUGGCCCCCCUGCCCGCCUGCCUCGGCGGGGACGUGACCCUGCGCUGUCCUCCACCCUCCGACCCGGAGGCACCUGCAGCUCAGCGACCGGCCCCCACAGGCGCUUGCCAACCCCUGCGGCUGUUCGUGUCACUCGGGACCAGGUCGGGCCCGCCCAGCAUGGUCUCCCUCUCCAUUAACUCCAAGGUGACCGACUGGGGCACCUUGACCACAUCUGAAAAGCCCCCGCCCCAACUUUACCAAAUCCUGCCCACACUCGGGAGCUCCCAGUAUGUCAUGGGAGCCAGGGGCCGGGGGGCAGGAAUCUGGGGUCCACCUAGAAUUCUGGUCCUCUUCGGGAAGCCAAAGCGUGCGGGUCCGUGUCGCGGGCGGACCCUGGGGUUUCCGGCGCCCGCGGGACGUCCCAGCAGGGAGCAAGCGGGGCCCGCGUCCUGGCCGUCCGAUCGCCACGGCGCCCUGUUCCAGCAGCGGGACGCCUGGGUGCAAGCAGGGCCCGACGGGAUCACCCGGGAAGACCGACGUCGGCCCGUGACCGUGUGCGUGCGUACAGCGCUGCAGCCGCUCACCCGCCGGGAGAACCUGGCCUACGGCCCCUUGCAAGGUCCGGCUCCUCCGACCUACGACCAACCCGAGAGGAGCCGCUGGAGGCCAGCCCCCGAGGGCCCAGCCGGGGCAGAGCCCGGCCAACCCCGGGGCCUUUGCACCUGCCGCACCCUUGCCAGGUGGCUCCACCACAAGUGCCCCUUCAGCGCCCCCCUCAACCCCGUGGAGUCUGGAUCUCAGCUGGGCCGCUGUGCACCUCCCUGGGGGGCAGGGGGCAAUCGAAGCGGGCAGCCGCGAGAUCACCUGCACUGGCUGCUCACAGCCGCGACGGAGGUGGAAACGGACCGAGUGUCCGGCAACGGACAGCGCACGGGCACGUCCCCGGCCGCCGGCAGGAGCGAGGCCCCCACCCGCCCCGGGGACGGACCCCGAGCCCCCGACGCUCGGGGAGGGAACCGGACACAGCAGGCCCCACGGGGCCGUCGUGCCCCGGGCCCCGCCUGCCCACAGGAGCCUUCCUCCCUGCAGGAGGCUGAGCCAUACCCACCGUGGCCACGGGCCACGUCUUUGUCCAGCGAGGUCGCAGGGCGCCGAGGCUCCUCCACGGGCGGCUGCCACUCGGGUCCCCGUGUCCUUUGGGGUGAGGCCGGCAGUGCCCUUGCCAGGCCAAGGGGCGCCUGGGCCACCUGGUUGAGGCGCCCCCGCCAUGUGCCCGGCAGCCCGGCCUACACGCCCUCCGGUGGCCGCCACCUGCGUCCCGGCUCUUGCAGAUCCUCCCCGGGCCGCUCUCAGGCCCCCUCCCAGAGCGCAGCCGGGGCCUCCCCGGGCCGCUUCCCUGUGGCCCAGUGCUGGGGACAGAGACAAGGACGCUCUGUUCCAGCAGCGGGGGCCGCGGGGCCUCAGGACGGCGCCCGAGAGCGGCGUGGGCCUCGAGCACUCGCCCCCUGGGAGGAGCACCCAAGCAGCCGCCACCCCUCGGCCCUGCGGAGCCACAGCAGCUGGGGAUGCAGCAUCUCCCCCCCCAGGGAGCGAGGCCUGCGCAUCCGCUGCCCGAAGGCCGGGGACCAGGAGGGGGCCAGGUGGGGGCCUGGGGCCACGGGAGCGGCUGCCCACGGCCAGGGAUCAGGUCCCGUGGGCGCGGCGCGGUCCCCGCAUUUCCAGGGAGCGGCGACACAUGUCUUCAGGUCGGGGCAGGAGGAGGCCGGGCUCCUUCCUGGGGCGGUGCGGGCGGUGGGCCGGUGCCCCGGUGCCCUCGGGCCGGGCUCGCGGCUGCCCCCCCAUCUGCGCCACGUCAGCCGGCGCUUCUCCCGGCCUCUGUGUCCACAGUCCCCUCACGAGGUCUCCAGCCAUCCUCGGGGCCACCCUGCUCGGCGGGACCUCGCUGCCAAGGGUCACUGCCCUGGCUCCGUGCGUCGUCCACGUCCCGCGGCCCAGCCGACGUCCCACGCAGGCGCCGAGUCUCCGGCCUGCGGCUCCGCCAUCCGCACCUUGACAGAGAAAGCCCGGCCCAGGCCUGGGUGCCGCGAGGGGGGCCCUGGGACAGAGGGGGACACGGGCGCCGAGGGGGCGGCAGCAGGAACGCCGGGCGUGGAGGACGGGAGCCCCGGACAGGGCCGCAGGGAACGUCCUCCGAGGUUCCUCAAAGGGCUCCGUGUUCUCCAGGGCCGCCCGCCCAGGGGGUCUUCAGGGGGACGGCGCGGGAGUCGUGGUGGCCGUGGGCCACCGUCCUCGUGCUUCCCUCCCCGUGUGGCCUCCCCCCGGCCCCGUCCAGCCCAGGCCGCUCUCGCCCGCCUCUGGGACCCUCCCCUCAGAACGACGUCCAGCGACGGGGACCCCAAGGCCGCGCCCUCCCCUGGUGACCGUGCGGCCUCCAGAGCCUACGGCUGCCGAGCCGGCGUGCGCCCCACCAUCGUCACCACGACACACCCCGCGGGGCCGGCGACCAGCUCGCCGGGCGCUGUGGGUCAAACCCCGGGCCCCGAUCUUCGGGAUUGUGGGUUUGCGAAGUCGCCCCCGCCCUGGAGCUCGUGCGCGGGGAGAGCGAAGCGUGCGGGUCCCAAAGCCUCCGAGGCCUGUGGCCCGAGCGCCCCUGGGCGCCGCCUGCUGAGCCCCUUGCUGCUCCCCGAGCGCUGCCCGGGGCUCUGGUCGCAGCUGGUCACCGGUCUGAACGCACUUGUCCUGGGCACACACCAGGGUGCUCGGCUGGCGCCGCGGGACGGGACGGGACGGGACGCAGGCAACCCCGUGAGGGGACCCCAGGCCUUCCCGCGGGCUCACCCGCCCCCCACGGCCUUUGAGCUUCACACGCAGGGUUUCUGA